Molecule: messenger RNA, 1396 nt
Organism: Orussus abietinus
Lineage: Eukaryota; Metazoa; Arthropoda; Insecta; Hymenoptera; Orussidae
Product: translocon-associated protein subunit alpha
Exons: 5
Coding region: 161-1003 (280 amino acids)
Cellular component (GO): endoplasmic reticulum; endoplasmic reticulum membrane
Source: RefSeq, a predicted model, not a curated record
UUGAGUAGGAUGCCGAGUCUCCACCACGUCUUCCACGUAGCAAGGGAAUUCAAAUGAUAGUUGCCGGGACAUGGAAAGGUGGUGUUGUUCAGUUGAUGAUUGAACAGGCGUGCGUUCGGUGUCACACGAGAAAAACCGUUUUCUUAGCUAUCCCGCAAGCAUGAGGCGAAAAAACGUUAUCUUCUCAUUCACCAUAUCGGUGCUUAUCCUUGCAUUAAGUCACGGAAUUAAUAGAGUAUAUGCUCAAGAAGAUGAGCUCGUCGAUGAUAUAGUGGAUAUCGAGGGCGAAGAUGGAAGUGUCGUUAGCGAAGACGUAAUAGAAGAAGAAACGGUUACGUCGUCUAAAGAUGCCGACACGAUAAUUCUGUUUACUAAACCCAUUUAUAAUGCACUGUCGACCCUUGAACUACCAGCGGGUGGAGUAGUCGAGUUUCUCGUAGGCUUUGCAAACAAAGGAACAAACGAUUUUGUACUCGAAACCUUGGAUGCAUCCUUCCGUUAUCCCAUGGAUUUUAACUUCUAUAUUCAGAAUUUCUCUACCCUUGCAUUGAACAGAGUUGUUAAACCUGAUCAUGAGGCAACGUUAGAGUACCAAUUCGUACCUCCUGAAGUGUUCGCUGGACGGCCUUUUGGGCUUAAUAUAAACCUGAACUAUAGGGAUGCCAAUGGAGCAUCGUUUAGUGAAGCAGUUUAUAAUGAAACUGUACAAGUUAUAGAAUUGGAUGAGGGUCUAGAUGGAGAAACGAUAUUCCUCUAUGUAUUUCUCGCGGCAUGUGUCAUUCUGACACUUGUAGGUGGACAGCAAUUACUAUCUUCGUUAGGACGGAAAUCCCGGUCCUCGUCUACCCGCAAACCACCGGUAGAAAUAGGCACUUCCAACCCCAAUAAUGUCGAUUACGAUUGGUUACCAAAAGAGACUCUUAACAGAAUUAAUAAAUCGCCAAAAUCGCCAAAACAAAGUCCUAGACAACGGAAGUCUAAGAAAGGAAAUUCUGACAACUGAUCUACACCCGUUGUGCACAUAAACAUUUUAGAGUGAAAGUGCUGAUGAAUGAAACAAAUUAAUAAUAGGUUAGAUAGUUAAAGAAUUUUUUUUAUUAAAUGUAGUGCUUUCAGUCAUAAUGGUAUAUUUAAGUAAAUUAUAGAAUUUCAGUAAUUGACCCCUUCUUAAAUGACAAAAAGUUUGUAAUAUCAGGCAAAUUUUGUUCACAUAAAUCACUGUCAUUUGGUUGUAGUUUUAAGAUCUAUUUGUCAUAGUAUUGUGUUCAAAGUAUACUGGGCAAUAAGUUUUUUGCAGUGAAACACGUAUAAAUUUGGCGACCAGUGUCUACAACUAAAUGGAAGUUGAUAAAAAUGUAUCCUAGGAAUUGAGUAACAAAGUACUUUGAUACUAUGA